CGAACAGCUGAUUUUUACUACAUUCAUCGAUAACAUUAUAUUGCACGUGUUGCAAUGUUUAGUUUUGUUUGAUAUUUUUCAACUGCGUUUAAAGUAAUUUAAAUUAAGCAAAAUGGCCAGAAGACCAGAGCAUUCAGCACCGCCAGAGAUUUUCUACAACGACGAUGAAGCCAAGAAAUAUUCUACCAACACACGUAUAAUUGAAAUCCAGGUGGAAAUGGCAGAGCGUGCUUUGGAGUUGCUCGCACUUCCAGACGACGAUGAAUCGCGGCUUAUUUUGGAUAUAGGCUGUGGAUCAGGUCUCUCUGGCAGCGUUCUCGAGGAUAGCGAUCACAUGUGGGUAGGCAUUGAUAUCUCCAAAUCCAUGCUGGAUAUUGCAGUGGAACGCCAAGUAACGGGCGAUGUCAUCUUGGGAGACAUGGGAGAGGGCAUGCCCUUUAAGCCGGGUACUUUUGAUGGCGCCAUUUCGAUAUCGGCCCUGCAAUGGCUUUGUAACGCUGACAAAUCCUACCACAAUCCACACAAACGUCUGCUAAAGUUCUUUAGCACUUUGUUCUCCUGCCUGACGCGCACUGCACGCGCCGUUUUUCAGUUUUACCCAGAGAAUUCGGACCAGAUUGAAAUGGUCACAGCACAAGCCAUGAAGGCGGGCUUCUAUGGCGGCCUGGUAGUCGAUUAUCCUAACUCUUCAAAGGCCAAGAAAUACUAUUUGGUGCUCAUGACUGGCGGCGCCGCGGAACUGCCACAGGCUUUGGGCUCACCGGAGGAAGAAAGACGUGUUAACUACAUAAAGAAACGGGACGCUUGCCGCGAUGCACGUGGUAAAGCGCCAAAGAAGUCACGCGAUUGGAUUCUGGCCAAGAAGGAACGUCGUCGUCGGCAAGGCCUAGAAACACGUCCAGACACUAAGUAUACGGCCAGAAAACGUAGUGGGCGCUUUUAAGAAUUGCCGAAUAUAAACAAACUACACAAUUUAAG
Molecule: messenger RNA, 978 nt
Organism: Drosophila innubila
Lineage: Eukaryota; Metazoa; Arthropoda; Insecta; Diptera; Drosophilidae
Product: probable 18S rRNA (guanine-N(7))-methyltransferase
Exons: 4
Coding region: 113-943 (276 amino acids)
Biological process (GO): rRNA (guanine-N7)-methylation
Cellular component (GO): nucleolus
Molecular function (GO): rRNA (guanine) methyltransferase activity
Source: RefSeq, a predicted model, not a curated record